AUGGAGGGAGAGGAUAUUAGGUCUGGGACCAGGAAGAAGCGAUCCAAGAAGGAAAUUGGUUUUGACUCUGACGACGACGAGCCCAUUGGGUCAAUCUUUAAGCUAAAGAGGUCCAGGAAGAAGGGUAGUGGUAGUGGUGAUGCUGUUAGGGAGAAGGAGGAUUUGGGGGGUAUGGAUGAUAAUGAUACCUUGGCUAGCUUUAGGAAGAGAUUGAAGGGUCCUAAGAGAGAUCAGGGAUCUGGGGUUGCAAGAGGAGCUAGUCUUGCUUUGCAUGUGCCUGAUGAAGAUUUGGUUGGUUUGGGAGCUAAGGGUAGGGAUGAGAAAGGGGUGGCCUUGGUGCCUGGUGGUGAGGACAUGCAGAUGCACGAUUCUUCUGAUCAACACAUGGAGGAUUCGUUGUCUGCAAUUUUUCACAAGGCACAGUCUAGUUCUGCUAGGAAAUCUCGUGGGGGUUCGCGGCACAAAAGGGGGAUUCAGAAGGUGGAUAGUGGGUUGAGCCAUGCAGGUUUUGUGGAAGCUGUGGAUUCUGUGGUUGAAAGUAGAUCUGGAUCUGCUUCUGGCUCGAAAUUGGUUGUGGGGAAUGUCAUGACUGAUGAUGCUUUGCCUCAAGCGUCUGAACCGGUUAUAACAUCUGUGGUGGAGGAUCAAAAGUGUGUUGAUGACUGUUUUCAAGAGGAAACUACAAAGGGUGAAUGUGAUUUGGACAUUCCAGAUGGACGGACUACGUCAAAUGAUGUCUAUCAUGGAGAUAGGCAUCAUGCUUCUUGUGUUGCACAAGAUGAAGAAAUUUGUUGUGAUUCUGACCAGAAGAUUGCAUUGCAGGAAUGUGUUAUCGGUGGUGGUUUAAAUAAGUUAUCUUCCGUGUUACAUGAUGAAAUAGUUGAUACUGCCUCUCUCUCCAAAGUGGGGGAAGGGGAAAGGCGAUAUACUGAGGUUGGAGAGUUUGCGAAUAGAUUGACUGAUAAACUUGCACAAGCGUGCACCAGUGCUUCAGAACAUGAUGUUUCUACUUCUGCAGGGAAAGAAAAUGUAUUAACAUCUUGCCACACUGAAAAUAUAUUGAAAGAGAGUAAUAAUAUGGUUUGUGGAAAAGUUUUUCAGGAAUCUUCGUGUAAUGGAGCUCUAAAGUUAUCUGGAUGCCAUAUGGAAGUAGAUGGAGGUGGAAAAUCAGAAACUGAGUUUGUUUCUGAUAGAAAUUUCUGUGAUAAUAGUAAUUUAAAUACAAAGGCUGAAGUGCAAGGUUGUGUUCUAGAUUUUUUGCCUAAAAGAAAUGAUGUAACUGUUAGUGGUUCUUCUUUGGUGUCCAAUGAAGCUGAAUUGGCUGGCCACUCAAAUCACCCAGAGAAAACUGUAGAAGCUUGCAAUAUUCCAAAAGACUCCACUGCUUCAAUUCUGAAAUGUAGUUCAGGUUUUGAUCCAAUUCAAUCAGAUGGAUCCUCUCUUCAAUCUUCAAUUCCAGAUGAAAAUGGGAACUCUGCAGAAUACCAUCCCUCUGUGUCUGAUUUUGUUGAUAACGAUGGUAAGAUAUCAAGCAUUCCACGGGUGCGAAGGGCCAAAAUGCGUAAGCAUGGAGACAUGACAUAUGAGGGGGAUGCUGAUUGGGAGAUUUUAAUUAGUGAUCAAGCUUUAAAUGAAAAUCAAGUUAUGACAGAUAGUGACCGCACUCUUAGAACAAGAAUGAAGCAUGAUUCCUCUUUGAAUACUGGGGAAGAUUCUGAAAAUGUUGCAGUAGUAGCAGUAUCAGCUGGGCUGAAAGCCCGUAAAGCUGGUCCAAUAGAGAAAAUAAAGUUUAAAGAGAUCUUCAAGCGUAAAGGUGGUCUCAAGGAAUAUUUGGAUUGCAGAAAUCAGAUUUUAAGCCUUUGGAGCAGAGAUGUCACACGUAUUUUGCCUCUUGCUGAAUGUGGAGUUAGUGAUACCGACUCUGAGGAUGGAAGUCCUCGUUCUUCUCUUAUUAGGGAGGUCUAUGCAUUUCUUGAUCAAUAUGGUUAUAUAAAUGUUGGAAUUGCCUCCCAGAAGGAGAAUGUUGGGAGUAGUGCAAGGCAUUGUUAUAAACUGGUAAAAGAAAAAGGUUUUGAGGAAAGUCUUGCAGCUUCAGUGGCUGACUCUGAAGAUGGAGUUUCCUUUCUUGUUGGCCAGACUAAAAUGUCAGAUACUUCCAAUGAGAUUAACAAUGGUCUAACUAAGGAUUGCAAUGACCUAACAACUGAAGCUACAGAAGGCAUGAGGCACACUAAUGAAGUGAUGGUGGAUUUGUCAAACAUAAUACAACAGGCAGAAGGAAAAAAAAUUGAUUACCAGGAAAUUGAUGGGUUUCAGGAUGGAACUAUACAUGUGGCUAAUGACAGUUCUGUUCCUUCUUCCAACUUUGCUGAUUGCAGAUUGACUUCUCUGGUAGCUAAAGAGAAAAGCAAUGACUCUACCUGCAUUAGAUCUGUCUCGCGUGGUCAGGUAGGUGACAAUCUGCAGUCUGAUUUAUAUCCUAGAAAGACAGUAAUUGUCAUUGGAGCUGGGCCUGCUGGGUUAACUGCUGCUCGCCACUUGCAACGUCAGGGAUUUCCUGUAACUGUGCUUGAGGCUAGGAGUAGAAUAGGAGGUCGUGUGUUUACUGACCACUCCUCACUUUCUGUCCCUGUUGAUCUCGGUGCAAGCAUUAUAACCGGUGUUGAGGCUGAUGUGGCCACUGAGAGAAGACCAGAUCCUUCCUCAUUGAUAUGUGCUCAGUUGGGCCUUGAGUUGACAGUGUUGAACAGUGAUUGCCCUCUUUAUGACAUAGUGACAGAACAAAAAGUUCCUGCAGAUAUGGAUGAAGCACUUGAAGCUGAAUAUAAUAGUCUUAUAGAUGACAUGGUAUUGGUCCUUGCACAGAAAGGUGAACAGGCAAUGAGAAUGUCUCUUGAAGAUGGUUUAGAAUAUGCCCUCAAGAUUCGUCGGAUGGCACGCUCUGAAAGCAGUGAAGAAACUGAACAAAAUAAUUCUGCAGAUAGACAAUGUGAUUCCAAAAAGGAUAGUACCGUGGAUAAAAAACUUGAUGAGGAGAUAUUGAGUCCUCAGGAGAGGAGGGUUAUGGAUUGGCACUUUGCUCAUUUGGAGUAUGGUUGUGCUGCUUCACUUAAGGAUGUUUCUCUUCCCUACUGGAAUCAAGAUGACGUGUAUGGAGGUUUUGGGGGAGCUCAUUGUAUGAUUAAAGGGGGCUACAGUUCUGUUGUUGAGUCUCUGGGAGAAGGACUUACAAUUCACUUGAACCAUGUCGUAACAAAUGUGUCAUAUGGUAUCAAGGAACCUGGUCAGAGUUAUAAAGUCAAAGUUUCUACAUCAAAUGGCAAUGAGUUCUUUGGUGAUGCUGUCCUUGUUACUGUUCCACUUGGCUGUUUGAAGGCUGAAACUAUACAAUUCUCCCCACCUUUGCCACAGUGGAAAUGUUCUUCUGUUCAGCGUCUUGGUUAUGGAGUUCUAAAUAAAGUGGCCUUGGAAUUUCCUACUGUAUUUUGGGAUGAUGCGGUGGACUACUUUGGAGCAACAGCCGAGGAGAGAAACAGUAGAGGUCACUGCUUUAUGUUCUGGAAUGUCAGGAAAACAGUUGGAGCUCCUGUCCUUAUUGCAUUAGUGGUUGGUAAGGCAGCCAUAGAUGGUCAAAGCUUGAGCUCUUCUGAUCAUGUUAAACAUGCAUUGAAGGUUCUCCGUAAACUUUUUGGGCAGGAUUCAGUUCCCGAUCCUGUUGCCUAUGUUGUGACUGAUUGGGGUAAUGAUCCUUUUAGCUAUGGUGCUUAUUCUUACGUUGCUGUAGGAGCCUCAGGAGAAGACUAUGAUAUAUUAGGGAGACCAGUUGAAAAUUGCUUGUUUUUUGCUGGUGAAGCAACCUGCAAAGAGCACCCAGAUACUGUUGGUGGUGCAAUGAUGAGUGGAUUACGGGAGUCCGUUCGCAUAAUUGACAUAUUGAGCACUGGAAAUGAUUAUAUUGCUGAGGUUGAGGCAUUGGAAGCUGCACGGGGACAGUUAGACACUGAAAGGGAUGAAGUGAGGGAUAUAAUAAAGAGACUUGAUGCAGUAGAACUUUCUAAUAUAAUGUACAAGAACUCUUUAGAUGGUGCUCAAAUUUUAACCCGGGAAGCUUUGUUAAGGGAAAUGUUCUUUAAUACGAAAACCACUGCUGGGCGCUUGCAUGUGGCCAAACAAUUGCUAACACUUCCUGUUGGAAACUUGAAGUCUUUUGCUGGAAGUAAAGAGGGGCUAGCCAUUCUCAAUUCAUGGAUACUGGACUCUAUGGGAAAGGAUGGUACCCAACUCUUGAGGCACUGUUUGCGACUUCUUGUUCGUGUUUCAACUGAUCUUCUUGCUGUACGAUUAUCAGGAAUGGGAAAAACAGUGAAGGAAAAAGUUUGUGUACAUACUAGCCGUGAUAUUCGUGCUAUAGCAAGCCAGUUAGUCAAUGUAUGGCUUGAAGUUUUCCGCAAAGAAAAAGCUUCUAAUGGUGGAUUAAAGUUACCAAGACAAACAACUGCUAUAGAUUUAUCGAAGAGAAAAUAUGCAAAAGAUUCAGCCUCGGGAAAACCACCUCUAAGCACAUAUCAUAGUACCAUUGAGAAUAAAGGAGGCUUGCUGAAUCCUACCUCUGCUGGAAGCAAUUCACCUUCCAACGCUCAUGUGAAGAAAUUGCACAGCAAACAAGGAAGACAACCAGUGGCAUAUGACUCAAGGCAUGAAGUCAGUUCUUCCAGGUCUAAAGGUUCAAUAGAUAGAGUAGUUACAGAGAAGGAGGAUAACCACUGUGCUAUAUCAGAAGAAGAACAAGCUGCUAUAGCUGCUGCAGAGGCUGCCCGUGCUAAAGCCCUUGCUGCUGCUGAGGCAUAUGCCUCUGCUGAAGCCAGAUGCAAUUCACUCUUGCAGCUUCCGAAGAUACCCUCAUUCCACAAAUUUGCUAGACGUGAGCAGUCCUCACAAAAUGACGAGUGUGAUAGUAGAAAGAGAUGGUCAGGUGGUGUUUUUGGAAGGCAAGAUUGUAUUUCAGAGAUUGAUUCGAGGAAUUGCAGAGUUAGGGACUGGUCUGUUGAUUUCUCGGCUGCUUGUGUGAAUCUAGAUAAUUCCCGAAUGCCAGUUGAUAACCUUUCACAGAGGAGUCAUUCAAAUGAGAUUGCCAGCCAUUUGAAUUUCAGAGAGCACUCAGGAGAAAGUGUUGCUGGGGACAGCAGUAUGUAUACAAAAGCGUGGAUUGACACAGCUGGUGGUGUUGCAAUUAAAGACCAUCAUGCUAUAGAGAGAUGGCAAUCCCAAGCGGCUGCUGCUGAUUCUUUCUUUUCUAACCCAACUAUUCAUUUGAAGGAUGAGGAGGACUCAAAUGCCUGUUCAAAGCUACCCAGCUGGAAGCGUGAUGGUGUUGCAAAUGAGAGCUCUAUUUCACAGGUUACUGUAAAUAAGGAUGCCCUAAAGAGUCAUUCCCGAGCAGCAGAUCAUAUUAAACAGGCUGUUGUGGACUAUGUUGCAUCACUACUUAUGCCCCUUUACAAGGCAAGAAAACUAGACAAGGAUGGAUACAAGGCUAUAAUGAAGAAAAGUGCAACAAAGGUCGUGGAGCAAGCCACAGAUGCAGAGAAAGCCAUGACUGUACGUGAGUUUCUAGAUUUUAAACGAAAGAAUAAGAUUCGCUCCUUUGUGGAUAUAUUGAUUGAGAGGCACAUGACAAUGAAAUCAGAUAUGAAAUCUUAA
Messenger RNA from Sphenostylis stenocarpa, 5700 nucleotides. The record is from the annotation of a GenBank genome assembly. Lineage: Eukaryota; Viridiplantae; Streptophyta; Magnoliopsida; Fabales; Fabaceae.